Messenger RNA from Pristis pectinata (smalltooth sawfish), 2772 nucleotides. RefSeq names its product heterogeneous nuclear ribonucleoprotein R. The transcript has 11 exons. Lineage: Eukaryota; Metazoa; Chordata; Chondrichthyes; Rhinopristiformes; Pristidae. Bases 152 to 2056 code for a protein of 634 amino acids. Gene Ontology annotation, molecular function: mRNA binding. Gene Ontology annotation, cellular component: ribonucleoprotein complex; nucleus. The record is from RefSeq and is a predicted model, not a curated record.
GGUGGUGGGAAACCCCGCGCAGCGCCGGGAGCGGGAUCCAUGAGGCGGCGGUGGCGGCCAUUUUAUCGACAGCUUUAGACUCAAUUAACCGGAGACCGGGGGCAGAGCCCGCCGUGCCCUCAGCUAGCUUGCGGAUACGCUAUAAUUAGAAAUGGCUACUGAGGUGAAUGGAAAUGCAGCGCAGGUGAAGGAGGAGGAAGAACCCAUGGAUACCUCAUCUGCUGUCACCCAUUCAGAACACUACCAGGUGCUAAUAGAUGCUGGCUUGCCACAGAAAGUAGCAGAAAGGCUAGAUGAUAUCUUUCAAACAGGAUUAGUAUCUUAUGCUGAUCUUGAUGAAAGAGCCAUUGAUGCCCUCAGAGAGUUCAAUGAAGAAGGAGCACUGUCUGUAUUGCAACAGUUUAAAGAAAGUGACCUAUCACACGUGCAGAAUAAAAGUGCCUUUCUGUGUGGAGUAAUGAAGACCUACAGACAAAGGGAGAAGCAGGGUAGCAAAGUACAGGAUGCUACAAAGGGUCCUGAUGAGUCAAAAAUUAAGGCACUGCUGGAACGAACAGGGUACACCUUGGAUGUAACCACAGGGCAAAGGAAGUACGGUGGCCCUCCUCCUGAUGGUGUGCAUUCAGGGCCACAACCUGGAAUUGGAACAGAGGUAUUUGUUGGGAAGAUACCCAGAGAUUUGUAUGAAGAUGAACUCGUUCCAUUGUUUGAAAAAGCUGGUUCCAUUUGGGACCUACGACUUAUGAUGGACCCUUUGUCAGGUCAGAACCGUGGCUAUGCAUUUGUGACAUUCUGCAACAAGGAUGCAGCCCAAGAGGCUGUCAAACUGUGUGAUAAUUAUGAAAUCCGUCCUGGUAAACACAUUGGAGUUUGCAUUUCUGUGGCCAACAAUAGGCUGUUUGUUGGUUCUAUUCCAAAGAACAAGACCAAGGAAAACAUAAUGGAAGAAUUCAGCAAAGUCACAGAGGGUCUCACUGAUGUUAUUCUCUAUCAUCAACCUGAUGAUAAGAAGAAAAACAGGGGCUUCUGUUUUCUAGAAUUUGAGGAUCACAAAUCUGCUGCACAGGCAAGGCGAAGAUUAAUGAGUGGAAAAGUCAAAGUCUGGGGAAAUGUUGUCACUGUUGAAUGGGCAGACCCAGUAGAGGAACCAGAUCCGGAGGUGAUGGCAAAGGUCAAAGUGUUAUUUGUAAGAAACCUGGCCAGCUCUGUUACAGAAGAAAUCCUAGAAAAAACUUUUAGUCAAUUUGGAAAACUGGAACGUGUGAAAAAAUUGAAAGACUAUGCAUUUGUUCAUUUUGAGGACCGUGAUGCAGCAGUAAAGGCAAUGAAUCAAAUGAAUGGAAGAGAAAUUGAAGGUGAAGACAUUGAAAUAGUUCUUGCAAAGCCACCAGACAAGAAAAAGAAGGAACGUCAGGCUCAAAGACAGGCUACAAGGACUCAAGUGUAUGAAGACUAUUAUUACUACCCCCCACCCCGUAUGCCACCUCCAAUAAGGGGCAGAGUCCGUGGAAGUAGAGGAGGUAGUUAUGGCUAUCCCCCAGAUUAUUAUGGCUAUGAAGAUUACUAUGAUGAUUACUAUGGCUAUGAUUAUCAUGAUUAUCGUGGUGGAUAUGAAGAUCCAUACUAUGGUUAUGAUGAUGGAUACCCAGUCCAGAGAGGAAGAGGUGGAAGGGGUGGUAGAAGUGCAAUUCCCCCUCCCAGAGGUCGUGGUGUACCCCCACCCAGAGGAAGGGCAGGAUAUCCUCAACGUGGAGCACCAAUGGGACCUCCAAGAGGUGCUAGGAGUGGCAGAGGGGGCCCACAGCCACCACAAAGAGGACGUGGUGCCCGUGGUGGCAGAGGUAACCGUGGUGGUAACGUAGGAGGAAAGCGAAAAGCCGAUGGGUACAACCAGCCAGAUUCCAAACGACGCCAGACCAACAACCAACAGAAUUGGGGCUCCCAACCCAUCGCUCAGCAGCCUCUUCAGCAAGGUGGUGAUUAUUCUGGUAACUAUGGUUACAAUAAUGACAACCAGGAGUUUUAUCAGGAUACUUAUGGGCAGCAAUGGAAGUAAACAAAUGGGGGUUUCAUUGAAAUUGUUGAGACCCGAUUGGCUAAACUCUGCAACCUUCAAAUCUGAUUGGCUUAACUCUACAUCCUUCAGUACAGAUUGGCUUAACUCUACAUCCUUCAGUACAGAUUGGCUGCCACUUGCAUUUUGCUGACAUCAAGAAUCACUAUUGUAUAUACCAGAUUUUUUUUUCCAUAAAUGCACUUGGACAUUUCUGGCUUAUUCUCCCUUACCAAUUCUUUGGGGGAAAGAUGCUUUUUAUUUUGUUUUUAAGCUACUUUUUAGCGGUUUGAAAGGAACCUUUGGACUUUGCUUUCAGAUGUUGGGCACAAUUUUCAAUCAUGGUUUUGCAGAAUUGACUGAUAUUGGACAGUUUCACUAGUUUGUAGUUUUGGGAUUAGACUGCCAUUGGAGUAUGCUGUAUAUACAGUAAAUGCUAGUGUUUUGUCUUAGUAGUUUUAAGAUGAGCUUGCAGUUUAACCAUUUUUAAGUUUUCUUGUACUGAAAGUAACAUUUAACUGUGUUUUUGCAUUUGUAGAGUAGGUAAAUUGUGUUUUUUAAAAAAAAAUGUUAGCUUCACACCUUUAAGAAUCUGCCCUACAAAAUUUGGUUUGGCUUAAUCGUACAACCCGUGGCGUUUUGUUCAUUGAUGUGAUUGUAUUUACAAUUUAUUGUUCAUGUCAAAUUUCAAUAAAACUUAAAACUAUAUUAUCCAAAAA